CGGGGUGUCAAGUUCGAUUGCCGGGCUGAAACCGGUAACCGAGCACUCCAGCACGUUGUGAAGCCGCUAGCGUUUCUGGCUGCCGCCGAGGUGAUCUAAAGAAAUCACUUGUUUCUAGAUUGAGGAUUUUUUUGAUAGUUGACCCACAGAUUUCCAGCUGACCAAAGAAAUGGUGAUGGAGAAGCCAAGUGCCCAGCUGGUCGGGCGAGAGUUUGUCCGACAGUAUUACACACUGCUGAACCAGGCCCCCGACUACCUGCACAGGUUCUAUGGAAAGAACUCGUCCUACGUGCAUGGCGGCCUGGACAACAACGGCAAACCCGUGGAGGCCGUGUACGGCCAGUCGGAGAUCCACAAGCGGGUGAUGGCUCUGAGUUUCCGCGAAUGUCACACAAAGAUCCGGCACGUGGACGCCCACGCCACGCUGAACGAGGGCGUGGUGGUGCAGGUGAUGGGCGAGCUGUCCAACAACAUGCAGCCCAUGAGGAAGUUCAUGCAGACCUUCGUGCUGGCGCCUGAGGGAACCGUCGCAAACAAAUUCUACGUCCACAACGACGUGUUCCGCUACCAGGACGAGGUGUUCAGCGACUCUGAUUCCGAGGCCCCAGAAGAAUCUGAGGACGAGGUGGAGGACAUCGAGGAGAGGGUCCCCUCCCCCGACAUCGCUCAUGAGGAGUCGGCCUCCUUCUACGCCCCCACAGCCUGUUCAGAGCCGGCGAUCCCCGGGGAUGACGAGGACGAGGAGGAAGAGGAAGAAGAGGGGGAGGCGGCAGCGGCGAGUCCAGAACCCGAGCCGGAGAAGGCGCCCGCUGUCGUGGAGCUGAAACCGGAGACGCAGGCGGAGACAAACGCCUCCGACGACCAGAAGCAGAAAAGCACCACGCCCGCCGCCGCCACGCCUGCCCCUGCGUCCGCAGAGCCCGCCCCCGCCGCCCCAGAGGAAAACCGGCCGUUCUCCUGGGCCUCCGUCACCAGUAAGAACCUCCCUCCCAGCGGGGCGGUCCCAGUCUCAGGAAUCCCCCCACACGUCGUCAAAGCCCCGCCCACAGCACCGCCCAGAGCCGAGGUGAAGUCAGAGUCGCAGACGGCAGCACAGAGACCCCAGAGGGACCAGAGGCCGAGGGAGCCGAGGCCCGGGGGCCCCCCGCCGGUACACAGAGGACCCCGACCAGUCCGGGAAGGCGAGCAGGGGGAGCAGGAGAGUCGCCGGGCCGUCCGGUACCCCGACGCCCAGCAGCUCUUCGUGGGGAACGUCCCUCACGACGUGGACAAGACUGAGCUCAAGGAGUUCUUUGAGCAGUACGGCACCGUCCUGGAGCUGAGGAUCAACAGUGGGGGGAAGCUGCCCAACUUUGGCUUUGUGGUGUUUGACGACUCUGAACCGGUGCAGAAGAUCCUCAGCAACCGGCCCAUUAAGUUCCGAGGCGACGUGCGGCUCAAUGUGGAGGAGAAAAAGACCCGGUCGGCCCGUGAGGGCGACAGGCGGGACAUCCGGCCCCGUGGCCCAGGAGGCCCCGGUGGCCCCCGGGAGCGGAUCGGAGGCAGCGGUGGAGGAGGAGGACCCCGAGGACCCCCCACCCGUGGCGGCAUGGCACAGAAGCCCAGCUUUGGCUCUGGGCGGGGAGCCGGGCCCGGCGAGGGCCGCUACCCGGCCCAGCGCCAGUGAGGAGAACCAACCCAACCCCCCCCCCCCUCAGAGUUAGAUUAACGAUCCGGAUUAAACUGAUGGUUUUUGGUAUUUUUUUUUUUAACUGCAGCAGGAACCAAUUAGACAAACGUGUAAUAUAAGAAACCUCCUUCACGCUGCAGCUUAGGAGCAGAAACAAGUGUCAGUUUCAAGUCAGUUUGGGACGCCGCUGCUUUCUGCCCCCCCUCGGUCUCUCUUAACGUGAGCACACAAGUCUUUUAACGGGGUUUCUGUUGGUGUGAAGCAGGUUUGGUCGAGCGCACAGUCUACAUGACUCCUCCUCUUCCUCACCUGCUGCUCGUUUCCCUCUGAGGAAUCCAGGCUGUCACUCCUCACAUUUUGAUGUUUUAUUUGUUUUGUUUUUAAUUAUCUGGUCUCCAUUGAAUUUUUUUUUUUUUUUUUUCUUCAUGCUGAACUUGAAUUUAUUAAACAAAAGUCAAAGCACGCAAACGCCUGAAACAAGAAAGAAAAGGGUAAAUACUACUUGAAUUGGGGAUUAAAACACCCAGAGGUUAGGUAUUUUUUUUUCGCGUUCUCUCCCUGUUUCUUAAAGGAACGUGUACUUUACUGCUCGGGCAAUCCUGUGUAUUGCUGCCACCGUUGUAUCUAGCGAUGGAUCGGUCUUUAUCUUUUUACUCUAUCAGGUCAAGAGCUGAACUGUAGUUUUUAUUUGAGUAAUGUUUGCUUGUAACGUGCAGAUUCACGGGCGCGUCUUGUACAUCCAAUCCUAGUCGGGCUUCUGCUACCAAUGCACUUCAUUCGUCAUGUUUAAAAACAAAAGAGCUCACCUGCCGAUGAACUAAAUUAAAAGUGAUUUACUGUUUUAAA
This is a messenger RNA of Gasterosteus aculeatus aculeatus (three-spined stickleback), 2515 nucleotides long. It is a transcript of the gene g3bp1, whose product is annotated as GTPase activating protein (SH3 domain) binding protein 1. Gene Ontology annotation, cellular component: ribonucleoprotein complex; cytosol. Lineage: Eukaryota; Metazoa; Chordata; Actinopteri; Perciformes; Gasterosteidae. Gene Ontology annotation, molecular function: mRNA binding. The record is from RefSeq and is a predicted model, not a curated record.